Molecule: messenger RNA, 2509 nt
Organism: Labrus mixtus (cuckoo wrasse)
Lineage: Eukaryota; Metazoa; Chordata; Actinopteri; Labriformes; Labridae
Product: E3 ubiquitin-protein ligase DTX3L-like
Exons: 10
Coding region: 137-2167 (676 amino acids)
Biological process (GO): protein ubiquitination; Notch signaling pathway
Molecular function (GO): metal ion binding
Source: RefSeq, a predicted model, not a curated record
AGACCACAAACACUUUUCAUUAGUAAUAGUGCAAGCCUUCAAUGUGACGUCACAUGUCUCGCGCAGCUUUCGCUUUCAUUUAACAGGAAGAGUCAGCGUUUGAAGCGUGAAGCCUGGUGAAGGAAAAGGACUCAAAAUGUCAGAAACAGAGGAACAAAUGGACUGGAGUUCACAGGCUUCGACGUCUUGCGCCAAUUGUGACGUGGAUGAAGCUCAAGUCACUCUAUCUGUCCAGUGGUCAGAGGGACGUCAGCCACUGAGGAGUGAUAAAAAACUAGAGAAGGCUCUCCAGACAUGGGUCAAUAAAAACAAAAUGAAUGUAAACUACUCAGUUUCCAAAGUCUCAGAAGAUGGGAGAGCUGUGAUUAAGAUUAAACCAAGACCAGCCCUGAGUGACCUUGAGAAACUUUGUGGACAAACACUGAAUGUCAAAGAUGGCAAACAAGUGAAAGUCAUGUAUAUUAUACUGACACCACCAGGGCUGGAGACACAAAUAUCAGACAACACUUCAACAACCUCUGCGCCUCCCCAAUCCAAGUCAGAGCCCCAAGAUAUCGAGAAACAAAUAGCAGAGGCGGCUUCAGACAUCGCUCCUCCUCCCCACUGCAAGUCAGAGCCCCAAGAUAUCGAGAAACAAAUAGCAGAGGCGGCUUCAGACACCGCUCCUCCUUCAUCUGGGUCAAAGCCACAAACUGAGCAACCUGUGGAACAAAGUAAUACCAGCAGUCCAGAAGCAGUUUCCCCAGCAGAUGAAGUGACGUGUAUUCUCGCAUUGGGCUUUUUCUGGUACUUGAACCACAUCUACAACAAGGAAGUUGAACAUAUAAUGACAAAGAAUCAGGUUUCAAUAACUUCAAAUGUACAUGUGACAUUUAAAGCACAGGAAAAUGGAAGCUUUCAAAACGCCUAUUCUGACUUCCAAAUCCUUGUCAACAAGUGUUUGAAUGAAUCCAGUGGCGCAGCGUUUUCUCUCAAGAACACAGAUUCAAAACAGUUAAUGCACGUACUGAAAAACGUCCAGGAGAAGGAGAGCAAGCUUCUUCUUACUUUAUCCUCUGAACAAGUGAGCGUGUACGGGCCAGACCAGACUGUUAAUGCUCUCCAGAAUUAUUUGAGUCCAUCAACAUAUAUGAAUCCUUCUGUUGAAGAGUCUACAGAGGUGCAUCAAUACACAUCAUCAAGCAUCCAUAUGAGCACCAAAGACCCUCUCCUCGACUCUGGGCUCAGCAUUGAGGAAAACAACUGGAAGCUUAUUGAAACUUCCUUUGGUGAGAAAUUAGCAAAGAUUAAAGAUAAGUUUGGUGUCGACAUUCAAGAAUCAGUCAUCAGUCAAGGCCAAGUACAAGUCAAAGCUCACUACAAGAGAAGUGGAGGAAAUGCAUCAAUGGAAAGCCAUGCUCUCAGAGCUCUUCUCCAACUUUACCAGAAGAUUGCCACUUCCCCCUUCAACCAGCCCCAUGGUGCCACGGUGCUCAAUGGCUCGCUGAAGAACUCUGGUGCUGUUCAUGCGUCAGAAGAGGCAUCCAGUGGACCUGAAUUAAACAGAAAAUCAGGAUACAACACACACAACACUGAGGAACCUAAAGGAGAGGGAGCCACAGCUGGAGACACCAAAGAAGAAAACUGUUCGAUAUGCAUGGACCCAUUCAAAAAGAAGAAACAGCUGAAGUGCAAACAUGAGUUUUGUGAGGCAUGCCUGGAACAAUCAAAGAAAAGUUUGGGACCCUGUUGCCCUUUGUGCAAAGAUGUCUUUGGUAAGAUGGAGGGAGACCAGCCGUAUGGAAAAAUGACAUGGAGAUCAGGUCCCACGUCCCUCUCUGGAUACUCACAGUGUGGCUGUAUAAUCAUCAACUAUUGGAUUCCAGGUGGACUACAGACGGAAAAGCAUCCGAAUCCUGGAAAGCGCUAUGAGGGCAUCUCCAGAGAAGCAUAUCUGCCGGACAAUAAAGAGGGCAAUGAAGUGCUGCGCCUGUUGCAGAAAGCUUUUGAUCAGAAGCUCAUUUUCACUGUCGGGAUGUCAAGGACAACCGGGAAGGAGAACCAGGUGACUUGGAACGAUAUUCACCACAAAACUUCAACCUCAGGAGGACCACAAUGUUUUGGGUAUCCUGAUCCUGGUUACCUGAGCAGAGUCCGAGACGAGCUGAAAGCUAAAGGCAUCGUGUGACGGGGAAAAGUCUGAUUAAACGAAGAAAAGCUAAAAUGAAUGAAGAUAUUACAAUUCUAUAAGUGAACUGUUUCUAAUCUUCAAAAUGUUCUUAAAAAGUAGGAGAUGAUUUAAGGUGCAGCGGGCCGCAUUUACAGCUUUAAGAGUUUGUGUUGAAGCAAAAUGUUGAAUCUUUCAUUUUAAAUGUACUUUUCUUCAUGAAGUAUAUCCAUUUAUUGCAGUUGAUUGAUAACGUUUGGUUGAGAUUAUAAUGGUAGAAGAAUAUAUGUUGAAUAUAUAGAUUGAACACGUAAUAUGAUAUCAUGUUUGCCUUUUAAUGAUCAUUAAACAAACCCACGCAGA